Molecule: messenger RNA, 2278 nt
Organism: Plodia interpunctella (Indianmeal moth)
Lineage: Eukaryota; Metazoa; Arthropoda; Insecta; Lepidoptera; Pyralidae
Gene: Vps45
Product: Vacuolar protein sorting 45
Exons: 9
Coding region: 148-1863 (571 amino acids)
Biological process (GO): intracellular protein transport; vesicle-mediated transport
Cellular component (GO): Golgi membrane
Source: RefSeq, a predicted model, not a curated record
ACAAGACAAAGACAUUAGAUACUAUCUAAUAGAUAGGUAGAAUCGUUUGUGAAAUAGAAACAGAAAGAAAAUAUUUACGAAAAUCUGUAAAAUAAAAUAUAGACGCACCAUAAAAGUAAAGCCAAUCAGUAAAUAAUAUAAACCAAAAUGAAUGUGAUUCAGGCGGUAAAAAUGUACAUAACAAAAAUGACGGAGGAAAGUGGACCGGGCAUGAAAGUUAUUCUCAUGGAUAAAGAAACUACUAGCAUUGUGAGCAUGGUGUUCAGCCAAUCAGAGAUCCUACAGAAGGAGGUGUAUUUGUUUGAGAGGAUCGACAGCCACUCAAAGUGGGACAACCUCAAGCACAUGAAGUGCAUUGCUUUCCUGCGGCCCACGUCCGAGAACAUCGCUCUGUUGUCCAGGGAACUGCGGUAUCCCAAAUAUGGAGUUUAUUUCAUAUACUUCAGCAAUGUUGUCUCCAAAGCGGACGUGAAGACCCUGGCUGAGUGUGAUGAGCAGGAAGCAGUCAGGGAGGUGCAGGAAGUGUUUGCAGACUACCUCGCUGUAGACAGACAUCUGUUCUCUUUCAACAUUGUUGGCUGCUUGCAAGGUCGCCUGUGGAACCAAGCGCACCUCCACCGCUGCGCCAGCGGGCUGCUGUCUCUGCUGCUGUCGCUGAAGCGGCGCUGCGUGGUGCGCUACGAGGCGGCAUCGGAGCCCUGCGCGCGGCUCGCGGAGCGCCUGCGCGACCUGCUGCGGAGGGAGGCCGUGCUCAUUGACAACAAUAUACCCUACAACGGGGAUCAGCCCACCCCGCAGCUACUCAUUAUUGAUAGGAGGGACGAUCCGGUCACUCCUCUGUUGAAUCAGUGGACGUACCAAGCGAUGGUCCACGAGCUGCUGACCAUAAACAACAAUCGCGUCAGCCUCGCGCAUGUGCCGGAUGUUCACAAAGACUUCAAGGAGGUGGUGUUGUCUUCGGAACAAGACGAAUUUUAUGCUAAGAACCUGUACUCGAACUUCGGCGAGAUAGGGCAGACGAUGAAGGCGCUGAUGGACGAGUUCCAGAAGAAGUCCAAGAGCCACCAGAAGGUGGAGAGCAUCGCCGACAUGAAGAACUUUGUGGAGUCCUACCCCUUGUUCAAGAAAAUGUCGGGCACCGUGACGAAGCACGUGACGGUGGUGGGGGAGCUGUCGGCGGCCGUGAGCCGGCACGCGCUGCUGGACGUGUCGGAGCUGGAGCAGGAGCUGGCCUGCACCAGCGACCACGCCAAGCAUCUGCAGCGCCUCCGCGCCCUGAUCGCCAACCCGUCAGUGCGCCACUCGGACGCGGCGAAGCUGGUGGCGCUGUACGCGCUGCGCUACGAGAAGCACGCUCACAACGCGCUGGCGGCGCUCAGCGAGAGCCUGCGCGCGCGCCGCUGUCCGGAGCCGCAGCUGCGCGCGCCCGCGCUCGUGCUGGAGCACGCCGGCGCGCACGCCCGCCAGAGCGACCUGUUCGGCUUGCAGGACGCGGCCAAGAUCACAAAGAGAUUGUUCAAGGGACUGCAAGGCGUAGAAAACAUUUACACGCAGCACACACCGCUCCUAAAAGACACUUUAGAAGAUCUUAUCAAAGGAAAACUCAGAGAAAAUCUAUACCCAACGUUAGGAGGCGACGACAGCGGUAACGGACGAAAACCACAAGAUAUCAUAGUUUUCAUUGUAGGGGGCGCCACAUACGAAGAGUCCUACUGCGUCCAUCAAAUAAACCAGGCGUACCCUGGAGUUAAAGUUGUGUUGGGAGGCACAACUAUCCAUAAUUCGACGUCGUAUUUGGAGGAAGUCAAAUGCGCAAUGCAGGGAGUCCAUAGGACGCAUACGAAACAUAUUAAAAAUGUUUAAUGAUACCUGGUUUUGUGAUAAAUUGAAUGUGUCAAUGAAAUGCUGAGAGUCAGAUUCGGAAGCUUUCGGGAUUAUAAUUCCAUUGAUUUAAAAUGUUUUUAUUUAAUAAUGUAGUGCAACUCAACAACAGAUAUUCAGGCAUGUCACUGGUCACUAUUGGGCGAAAUGUGUUUUCAUUAUUUCAGGUUUUAAGUGUAACUCCGUUCCUUUGUCGUGUAAAUAUAGAGUAUAUUCCGUAAUAACUAUUGUUGUAAAGUUGAAAUGUAAGUUGAGUUAAUAUUUACUGUGAUUAUUUGUUUUGUAAUCGAAUGUCUAUGUUAUGUUGUGUAUGUAUUAUUUGUGAGUUACGUGUAAUAUUUCACCGUGCUAAGUGUAAUUUAUUUAAUUUUAUUAAAUUAAAAUUUCAUAUACAAUA